Messenger RNA from Cynoglossus semilaevis (tongue sole), 2260 nucleotides. RefSeq names its product ATP-binding cassette, sub-family D (ALD), member 4 (gene abcd4). Bases 49 to 1947 code for a protein of 632 amino acids. The transcript has 21 exons. The record is from RefSeq and is a predicted model, not a curated record. Gene Ontology annotation, biological process: peroxisome organization; fatty acid beta-oxidation; very long-chain fatty acid catabolic process. NCBI's taxonomy places the organism in Eukaryota, Metazoa, Chordata, Actinopteri, Pleuronectiformes, Cynoglossidae. Gene Ontology annotation, molecular function: ATP hydrolysis activity; long-chain fatty acid transmembrane transporter activity; ABC-type transporter activity. Gene Ontology annotation, cellular component: peroxisomal membrane.
UAAAUUUUACCGGAAAUGUGAGCUCAAAUAAACAUUUGGUCGUCCCUGAUGUGCAUGGAAGCUCUGUUGACAUUCAGUGCACAGCGGAUGGCGCGUCCGGAAAAAGCAAAUGUUAGAAACACCAAAAGACCAAAAUUGGACUGGAAAUUUGUAGAGAGGUUCAUCAACAUCCAGAAGGUUCUGUUUCCAUCAUGGAGCAGUCAGAGUGUGCUGAUGUUUGGAACGCUGCUUGUUGUCACCCUGACAGAGCAGCUGAUCAUUUAUCAGGUUGGCAUCCUUCCCAGUCACUUCUACAAUGUGCUGGCAGACCAAGAUUAUUCAAACUUCAAGAGCCUGUUGGCCACAGCAGUGGUGCUCAUCGUCUUCAACUCUACACUGAAGAGUGUGGACCAGUACAUUUGUAAUCGGAUGUAUGUGAGCUGGAGGAAGACUCUGACUGAGAGCCUUCACACAGCCUACUUCCAGGGCCGGGUCUAUUAUACACUCAAUGUGCUCAGAGAGGACAUUGACAACCCGGACCAGAGGAUCAGCCAGGAUGCAGAGCGUCUGUGUAAACAGAUGAGCUCCAUGGCCAGUCGUUUGAUCGUCUCACCCUUCACACUGACCUACUACACCUAUCACUGCUAUUACAGCACCGGCUGGAUCGGUCCCGUCAGCAUCUUUGGAUACUUCUUGAUCGGAACCAUUGCCAAUAAAAUCUUGAUGGGUCCGAUUGUAUCAACUCUGUUUGAGCAAGAAAAACUGGAGGGAGAUUUCAGAUUUAAACAUAUGCAAAUCCGUGUCAACGCAGAGUCUGCAGCUUUUUACAGAGCUGGUAAAGUGGAGCACAUGAGGACCAACAGAAGACUUCAGGCCCUGUUACAAACUCAAACAACUUUGAUCAACAAAGAACUCUGGCUCUAUAUUGGGGUGAACAUGUUUGAUUACCUGGGAGGUUUUCUCAGCUACGUUAUCAUUGCCAUUCCCAUCUUCACUGGUGUCUACGAUGGUCUGUCUCCUGGAGAACUCAGUGCCCUCAUCAGUAAGAACGCCUUUGUCUGCAUCUACCUGAUCAAUGGCUUCACUCAGAUAAUAGACCUGUCAACCACUCUGUCAGAUGUGGCUGGAUACACACACAGGAUUGGCGAGCUGAUUGAGGAGAUGGACAAAAUCCUCCACACGCAGUGUGACUACGACCCAGCGUCAGGAGAAAACUACGACUUUGACAGUGACUUCAACAUCCAUGCAGGCCCAGUGGACACCGCCUUCAUCAUUGACCACCUUUCCUACAAAUCUCCGUACUCUGAACAGCUGCUGGUUGAAGACCUGAGUCUUACGAUCAGCCAGGGGUCGCAUCUGCUGGUGGUGGGAAACACGGGAACCGGCAAAACAUCCCUGCUCAGGGUUCUGAACCGACUGUGGGAGGCGGACAGUGGUUUCGUCCAGAUGACGACAUGUUUUGGACCCAGGGGAACCCUCUUCCUUCCCCAGAAACCCUACCUGACUGAUGGAACACUGCGAGAACAGGUCAUCUAUCCACUUAAGGACAUUUAUCCUGUGUCAGAAUCUUCCUCAGGGUCAGUGGACGAUGACCGGAUCAUACAAUUCCUGGAAUUAGCAGGAGUGUCCAGUCUCCUGAAGCGGACCGGUGGUCUGGAUGAAGAUGUGGACUGGAACUGGUAUGACGUUCUGUCGCCAGGUGAAAUGCAGCGUCUCAGCUUUGCUCGACUUUUCUACCUGCAGCCCAAAUAUGCAGUUUUGGAUGAAGCCACCAGUGCUUUGACAGAAGAGGCAGAGGGGAAGCUGUACAGAACCUGUAAGCAGCUGGGGAUGACGCUCAUCAGUCUGGGACACCGCAGCAGUCUGGAGAAGUACCACGUUGUCCAGCUUCAGCUGUGUGGAGGAGGUCAGUGGGAGUUUACUCGGUUAAAAGGAGGUGAGAGCAGCAGCAGAGAUGAGACCAAGUGAUUCUUUACCUAAAGAUCUUACAGGCGGACAUGCUGUAACCCCUCACUGACUUUGCUGUGAAUACAUAAGGUGUGAACAACAAAGGCAACAGUGUGGAACUGGCAGAACAACGCAGUGAAUAACAGUCAGCGUGAGUUUGACCACUCUUAUGUAAAAUCACAGUGGUUUAUUGUUUACAUUACACACAAAAUAUUGUCGUACAAUGACUGCUGUCCUGUUUUCUAAACACUGCCUGGACAUUAACAACAUUUGUUUAGAGGAUUUGUUAAACUUUUACAUGUGCAAUAAAAAAAUAAUAAUUUGGUCGAAAACA